CGUCAAGCCAACCAGGCGGAAGCUCCCCACGUCAACACCAUCAUCCCAAACGAAACGAACCAUUCUAUCGAUACCUAUCUUGUCCAUAUUCAACAACCAACGAUAACACUUUCUCAGCGAGCGCUAUACAUUCACGAACAGCGACCGACUUCUACUAUUUCGUCGACGUCUCUUGUUUACGAAACGAUACCCCGCAUUCAGAUCAUUCUCGAUUCCCAACUCUAGUUGACCAUGGAUCACCGCCCGCAAGCUUGGGGUCGUCCCAGAGACGAUGUCUACGGCGCCUAUGACCAUUCCUACCUCCAGAACAGCGGCCCGAAGCAGGCGACACAAGCACCCAUCGUGACGGGUACCUCCGUCAUUGCAAUGAAGUACAAGGACGGUGUAGUUAUGGCCGCGGAUAACCUUGCCUCCUAUGGCUCCCUAGCCCGCUUCCCCGACGUCAAGCGCCUCCGCGUCUUCCUCGACUCCUCCGUCGUCGGCUUUUCCGGCGACGUAUCCGACAUGCAAUUCCUCGACCGGCACCUGACGGACCUCUCCAUCGAUGAAGCGUACGAGGACCCCUCGUGCACUGCUGCUCCCAACGGCAAGGGUCACCUCAACGCCGCCAACCUGCACAAGUAUCUGCAAAAACUCCUCUACAAGCGGCGCAACGAUUUCGACCCGCUUUGGAACCAGCUUCUGAUCGCCGGUUUCGACGGCCACUCCAAGCCCUACCUGGCCAGCGUUGACCUGCGCGGCACUUCUUUCACUUCUCCAUCCCUGGCGACGGGUUUCGGAAGCGCGCUGGCGCAGCCCAUCAUGCGUCGGUAUGCGGAGACGGAGGAGGAUGCGGCCAAGUUGACGCGCGAGCAAGCCGUUGAGGUUAUCAAGGAGUGCAUGAAGGUGCUGUAUUAUCGCGACGCGAGGAGCUUGGAUCGGUACAGCAUUGCGGUUGUGACGAAGGAUGGCGUCGAGCUGAAGGAGGAUGAGCAGCUGGAGAAGCAGAGCUGGGCUUUUGCUGAGCGGAUCAAGGGAUAUGGUACUCAGACUGUUUGAGGUGGUCUAUAGAUAGCACCGUGUAGAAUGAGGGUAGGAUAAUGAGACCUAGGGGAACAUCAUGAACUCAAACGAAUAGAGGGUCAUACGCCGAAGACAUCGUGUCCGUUUGCUAUUCCGGAGUAUGGGAAUUGACACGCUAUCACAACAUGGCAUUGGCUUGUCUAUCCGGCUCCCACUACGGUCAACUUUCUUCCCUUAAACUGUGCAACACGCGUGUCUUCAUGAGCAGAAACGGAUUCAACUCCUUUCGCAAGUACAUUAGCAAGAUAGUAAUAUCAUUACUGUUACUAGCUA
Molecule: messenger RNA, 1335 nt
Organism: Neurospora crassa OR74A
Lineage: Eukaryota; Fungi; Ascomycota; Sordariomycetes; Sordariales; Sordariaceae
Gene: pcb-7
Product: 20S proteasome subunit
Exons: 3
Coding region: 232-1038 (268 amino acids)
Cellular component (GO): proteasome core complex
Source: RefSeq, a predicted model, not a curated record